AUGCUGUCGGGAAGCUCCUUUCCAGCGGUUUUCGCUGGAGGCCCUUCUGCUGAAGAGGGUACCGGCGUCGAAGCCAAAGCGUACUACGGAAAUGAGCCGAGACUCGCCGAACCUGAGAAGGAACCCCCUGCGGACUGCUGCGGGCCUUGUUGUGGACUCAGCGAAUCUGCUUGCGAGCGGCCUAGCCGAAUUCUUGAGAAAUGCCGAGCCGGCGCGGUCAUCGCAGAUUCGCGUGGCCCGUGGGAUGCGGCAGCCGGAGCGCCAGUGCUUUUCUUCCCCUCUACUCAGCCCUCGCAGACACAGUGGGAUAAGAGGGAAGAAGGGGACUUGACAGAACGCAGGUGCACAUCGACAACGUCCGCCUCAACCACGUUGGGGGCGAAGGAGAACUUGUCUUUUUUCUGUCACACCUCGCCGUCAUCCGCAACAACCGACUCGGACAAUACCUUCGGAUCGUUCUCCCCCGUCGCGCUUCUCGAGGCCUCGUCGUCCUCCCGGCCGUCAUCUGUCACGUCCCUGCUGUCGGCGUCACUCGUGUCGCUCGUCACGGGCCCUGGGGGGGGGGGGUGCUCCACUCCCAGCGGAGGGGGUGCGGUGAGUGGGUCGACGCCGUCGUUGUCUUUCCCGCCCUCUCAGAUGGCGGACGAGGCUCGACUCGGCGACGGCGACGGCCCCUGCUCCCCUGGCGAUGGCGACGCCGCGCAGUUCUCGAGUCCCUUGCUGACGUCAUCGCCCGCUCCACAAAGCGCGGCAUCCACUCCAGAUGCGCCAGCCAGCUUCGUCUCUGAGGAAGCGAGCCGAUUUCAGCGUCGGCAAUUCGGGCAACCCGCACUCGCGGCAGAGACGUGGGCGGCUAUCGAGCGGUCGGCUCUUCUGAAAGACGCAGAUUCGCCGGAGGGGAAUUCAUCGUGCCUCUCGUACGCGCCCUUAUGCGUUCCUGUUUGGGAGGAGGGCGACGGAGAGGAACUCCGAGCGAAGGACAGCCUGGGUGCCUGGCCAUGCCGCCGGGCGGAGCUCGAGGCCGAGACCAGCGAGGAUACCCGGCGCCUGUCAUCGCCGGGUCUCAUCGGUCCCGUCAGCCGCUGCACGAGUGGGGGCACGCCUCGCCUUACAGCCUCUGCGGCUGCCACAGAUGAAUCGGGAGAGUCUCCGACCGCCGUGUUGACAGGCAAGAUGUGCUCAGGUUCCACCGCAGCUGACGAAGAUCGCGACAGCGCGCUGCUUCUGCUAGGAGCUCUCAGACCAUCGACGUCCUUCCCGUCGCACGUGUCUCAUGCCUCGCGCUCGACCGCGUGCUGCACGUCGCCCCCCGGGUCUCCGACGAAGCUUCCCGAGAUGAGCGCCUUCAGCCCAGCAGAGACCAGAGUCGCGGGCAGUGGGAGCGAGUGGCUGAGCCCCAGCAGCGGCCGCAGCAGCGCGAGCAGCGGUAACCAGUUCUUCUCGCUCUACUCCAUUGGCGCGCACAGUCAGAGGGCGGGCGAGGGGGAAACGGGCGCGGAAGGUCUCGAGGCGCGUGAGGAGCUGUGCUUCUUUCUGCCCUCUUCGCUGGCAGUGCUGUCUCUCGACGCCCCAGCUCGGCCUGCAGACGCUUCCCAGCAAGCGUGUGCACAACAGAAGGCGUGCGGAGACCUGCGGGCGCCCGCGGGUUUUCACGGGGAGCACGUGUCGGCGUCAACCAAGGCAGCGGGUCAGGGCGGCCCUGCGUGGGCCCAGUCUCCUGGCGAAGGUCUUCGCGUGAGCCCUGGCUUUCACUCGCAGGCUUCAGUGUUGGAACCGUGCGGUGACUUCCCUGUCCCCGGUCAUGGCUACCCGGAGGAGCGGAUUGACCGCGCUCCUGGCGGCCAGUUCAACCUUCACGUCACCGCGGCAGCGUCCCGCGGGACUGGCCUCCGCGCCUCUGUAGCCACUGGCGUGUCAUCCAAUCAGAGACUCGCCUCCUCCCUCCAGCACCUAGGGACUUCCGGCUCUGCUUUUGCGGACGCUGGGCGACGCCCUUGGCACGACCCCGCCGCGUCGAUUCCGCCUUUCCAAGGCGAAGCAGCUCGCGGUCGAGGCUUUGCGGAGCAAGCUUCCGGGGGGGCAUUCGCUCACGCCGCGUGUAACGUUGCGGAUGGAUUGGCGCCGGCCUGUUCGCCCGGCUCGCUCUCUGGGCUGCGUCGACCGUAUGGGUCCUUUGGGGGCUCCGACCCCCGCGCAGCCUCCGCGGCCACCCCUUUUUUCACUCGAGGACCCACGGGAAACAUCCGAGGCCCCGCGUCCGCUGCGGGGUCUGUCGACACCGCAGGCCCCCCUGCCAGAGUGGAGUGGCACACGUGCGCAAGAGGGACGGCAGGGCCGGAAGGAAAGCAGUCGAGCAGGUACAUCGCGGCCGCGCCAGAUUUCCCGGCUGCAGUUCCGCACGGCCCCCUGGACGCGUGCUCGGGGUCGCCCCCAGCGAGCACUCUGGGGAGCGCUAGAGGGCCCGCGCGAGCGGGAGGCUUCGCGGCUCACCUCAAAGAAGAAUCGACUUGUCUUCGCCUCCAGCCAGGCAAGGCGCUACGUCAGGCGCCGGUGCCCCGUCCGCCGCGGCCCGGCGUGCCCCAUGCAGAGCCUGCAGCAUCGCUCGGCCGUGCGCCACUUGUUUCGGUCCCUUCCCUCUGCGAGAGUUUCCUGAACGCACACUCUCAGGGACCGCAGAUUAUCUCCGGGGUCGACGGCGUCCACGCGACGCCGGGGGCCUUCGCAGCGGCUGGCAUGACCGCGCCGCAGAGGCGUGUAGCCGUCCAGGGCCCUCUGGACGCAGGCAAGAAGUUUGGAGAUAUGCUGAAGCCUCCCCUCCUCGGGGCCGAGACCGCGGACCCGAAUGGGGGAGGAGUCCCCCCUCCUGGCGGUCUGAGCCCUUCGUCGCCCAUGUCGCUCACGCUGAAUCGUCUGCUGGCUGCGUACUCGGGGCCGGUUCCGGUGCACGGCUCGGCGGAUCCCUCCGCGACGCAGGCUCUCCCGGCACACGCAGCAGAUAUGGCGGCUUUUUCCUCUCUGGCUGCUGCACCGUGUCAAAGAGGUCCGCAGACGGCGAGGGCCGCCGGGGCAAUGGGCAGCAACGGCGACAAGGGGAGGCGGGUGCCGGGGGUUAAGUGGUCAGCCCCGACUGCGGCUAGAGAAAGCGCCCAGGCCUCUCGAGGAGGGCGGGUGAGAGUGCCGGGUAGUUCACUCGUGCAGUCGAUACAGCGAGCCGGCAAGUGA
Besnoitia besnoiti is the source of this 3222-nucleotide messenger RNA. RefSeq lists its product as uncharacterized. The record is from RefSeq and is a predicted model, not a curated record. NCBI's taxonomy places the organism in Eukaryota, Apicomplexa, Conoidasida, Eucoccidiorida, Sarcocystidae. The transcript has a single exon. Bases 1 to 3222 code for a protein of 1073 amino acids.